AUGUCUAACGCGCCCACAACCCUCAAGCAGCCCGAGUCGUCGGAGGGACGUCUGCUGCUCGUGUCGAAUCGACUGCCCAUCACCAUCAAGCGCUCCGAUGAGGGCAAGUACGACAUGUCCAUGUCCUCGGGAGGACUGGUCAGCGGCUUGAGCGGACUCUCCAAGACCACCACCUUCCAGUGGUAUGGCUGGCCCGGACUUGAAGUCCCCGAGGACGAGACAAAGACCUUGAACGACCAGCUCAAGGAGAAGUACAACGCGGUACCUGUCAUGCUCGACGAUGAGCUCGCAGACAGGCAUUACAACGGAUUCUCAAACGAGAUCAUGUGGCCGCUCUUCCACUACCACCCCGGUGAGAUUACCUUCGACGAGUCCGCUUGGGACGCCUACACCGAGGCCAACCGCCUGUUCGCAAAGGCCGUCGCAAAGGAUGUACAAGAUAACGACAUGGUCUGGGUGCACGACUACCACCUGAUGCUCAUGCCUGCCAUGUUGCGCGAGGAGCUCGGCAACACCAAGAAGAAUGUCAAGAUUGGGUUCUUCCUGCACACACCUUUCCCCAGUUCGGAGAUCUACCGAAUCCUCCCCGUCCGCAAUGAGAUCCUGCUCGGCGUUCUCCACUGCGACCUCAUUGGCUUCCACACAUACGACUAUGCUCGUCAUUUCCUGAGCAGUUGCUCGCGCAUCCUGGGACUCGCCACAACACCAAACGGAGUCGAGUUCAAGGGCAAGGUCGUUACUGUCGGCGCUUUCCCCAUCGGUAUCGAUCCCGAGAAGUUCGACGAGGGUCUCCAGAAGCCCAAGGUACAAGAGCGGAUAGCAGCCCUCGAGAAGAAGUUCCAGGGUGUGAAGCUCAUCGUUGGUGUUGAUCGGCUCGACUACAUCAAGGGUGUACCACAGAAGCUGCACGCUCUUGAGGUGUUCCUCACAGAGCACCCCGAGUGGAUCGGGAAGGUCGUACUUGUACAAGUCGCCGUUCCUUCUCGGCAAGACGUCGAGGAGUACCAGAACCUCCGUGCAGUCGUCAAUGAGCUUGUUGGUCGCAUCAACGGCAAGUUCGGCACUAUCGAGUUCAUGCCUAUCCACUUCAUGCACAAGUCGGUCUCUUUCGACGAGCUUAUCGCGCUCUACGCUGUCUCAGAUGUCUGUCUCGUGUCUUCGACACGUGACGGUAUGAACCUGGUGUCCUACGAGUACAUCGCGACACAGGAGAAACGACACGGUGUCAUGAUCUUGUCCGAGUUCACUGGUGCUGCACAGAGCUUGAACGGCAGUCUUAUCGUCAACCCAUGGAACACCGAAGAGUUGGCGGAUGCUAUUCAUGACGCAGUCACCAUGGGCGAUGAGCAACGCAGUCUGAACUACCAGAAGCUGUCCAAAUACGUCCGGAAAUACACUAGCGCAUGGUGGGGCGAGUCGUUUGUCACCGAACUUAGAAGGAUCUCGGAGACGCCAGACCGCAAAGUACACUUCGCUAACGCUCCGGUUGCGGGAGUUGAUGACUCUACAAAGACUGCUGGUGAGACGAGCUCAGAGCUACCGAUUCGUCAGGAGACCGGCAACAAGGACAAAGAGUCAGACCCGGCCGCUGCCGUCGAUGCUCAAAAGGAGACUACGGACGGCGCAUCUAGCCAAUAG
This is a messenger RNA of Alternaria arbusti, 1638 nucleotides long. RefSeq lists its product as uncharacterized. The transcript is spliced from 4 exons. Lineage: Eukaryota; Fungi; Ascomycota; Dothideomycetes; Pleosporales; Pleosporaceae. The record is from RefSeq and is a predicted model, not a curated record. Gene Ontology annotation, biological process: cellular response to heat; trehalose biosynthetic process. The coding region runs from base 1 to 1638 and encodes 545 amino acids. Gene Ontology annotation, cellular component: alpha,alpha-trehalose-phosphate synthase complex (UDP-forming); cytosol. Gene Ontology annotation, molecular function: alpha,alpha-trehalose-phosphate synthase (UDP-forming) activity.